GUGGACAUGGAUGGAGUGGAACGCCGCAUUCAACUUCUCCUCCACCACUGAUCCCACAUUGCUCGUCCAACUGCAUGAAUCAAGGGGUUUUGCAGAUGCAGAGAAGAGAAGGGAAGCGAAGAUGGAGGGAGAUCGAGCGAGCAGGAGCACGAGCAGGUCCCAGAUCCAUCCGCCACGGCCGUCCUCGACCUGGUGGAGCUCCAUCCCUACUCAAAUCGCCAGCGGCCGUGCGUGAGGAGAGGGCUGCCUGCUCCGUGCCAAUCCUCUCUUCCUACCCUCCCCUCCCCUCACCUCCCCUCCGGCGGCUGCCAGAUCGACGGAUUCGACAAGGGCCUCGAAGGAGAUGCUCGCUUCUGCUCGGCCGUUGCCCACGCUGUGCUUCUGCUCGCUCGCGACGCCGCUGGUGCAAGCACACAAACACAACCAUCCUUGUUGCUGGCCCUACCUUGGAGGCUUAGGACGCAGAUUGGGCGUGUGUAAUUAGGACUAGGAUGCACAUUUCAUACCACCAUGGUUAUCUGUUUAGGCAAGUUUAAAAGGUUGCAUCAUGCUUGCUGCUACCCCAUGAUUAUC
This is a messenger RNA of Triticum dicoccoides, 573 nucleotides long. RefSeq lists its product as uncharacterized. Bases 75 to 458 code for a protein of 127 amino acids. The record is from RefSeq and is a predicted model, not a curated record. The transcript has 3 exons. NCBI's taxonomy places the organism in Eukaryota, Viridiplantae, Streptophyta, Magnoliopsida, Poales, Poaceae.